Marchantia polymorpha subsp. ruderalis is the source of this 3607-nucleotide messenger RNA. The record is from the annotation of a GenBank genome assembly. Lineage: Eukaryota; Viridiplantae; Streptophyta; Marchantiopsida; Marchantiales; Marchantiaceae.
GUAAGUGUCGAAGUGUCGGGUGCCACUGGCCGGUGCGUACAUGAGGAAAGACUGGACGCCGCUGACGUGCCUGCGGAAGAGGACUGGCCUGCCGGACAGCACAGUGAAGAUCUGAGCAGAAUAUUGCAGAGGCUUGUGCCUCGAUUUCAUGAGGCCGAAUCCGGUUUGAAUUUGGCAGGCGAUUGGGUCGAGGAUCUGUUGCGUGCUGAAUAUGCGCCUUGGAGCCAGGAUCGCUUGGGUAUCUCUCUCGUGCUGACAUUGACUGGAUUGAGUCGGAGAGAGCUAGCGACGGACUGCUUGCGCUUUUCGAGGAGGAAAAGGGGAGUCAGACUGGGAAGGAAAGUGGAAUGUGCUGCCGAUGAUAAGGGCCAGGAGUGGAGCUCGGUGUUGCCGAUACGAAAAUUGCAGUGAUCAUCUGCUCUAGCUCGUGUGCUUCUGGCGAUUGAAUUUGAAGCUUCCAGGGCGUGUAUACUGUGCGGGGGAACAGCAGCAUUAGUCAUUAGGGUUUGCUGUUGUUUAAUUUCGUCUUCGGUGUAUAUUGAACUUUCCUCGUUUUCGAGGUAUUUUGUUGACAGAAAUAUUCACGUUCUGUUGAAUAUGAAAGCGAUGCGCAUUAGAUCAUUGGAUUCUCUUUGUUGACCCCAAUUCACAGACAAACUACAGGCAUUCCACAGAGGUGCAAUCACGGAGAUAAUAUAUGCUAUACAUGGCUCCCAAGCUGUCGUUUUUUCUGGCGUAAGGGCGAAGGCCUAUAUUCCUCUCGGAGUCAUCCAAAAGUUUUGAAGGCGAUGUGCAUUUUCCUCUCCGUCACCUAAUCGUUCCUUCUACUCCGCCACGUCAUUCGACACCAAAUACUGGCACGAGGAGCGAGUAGCGGGCCGUUUUUUUUGGCACUGCUUCAAAGUGUCGAAGGAUCUCUGUGGAAAUUACAAUGCUGCAGACGCAUCACCAAUGAAUCACAACACAGAUCUGCAGCUCAAUCUGAGGGCCUUGAGAAACAUCUCAUUGAGUCGAUCGUGAAGCACCAAAGACAGACUCUAUAGACAUAUGUUUGACGUCUGGCUAUUCUUGCUCGAUCAUCACGUAUGUUAUCUGGUCUGAAUUGACUAUAUUUCCUGUGCGGACAAGGAUCACAUGUGCCCUCUGUUGUCGCAACCAUUCGACGAAUACAUGGCAUCCCUUGAACGCUUUUGUUGUGAUUGUCUUGGUCUGCGUCGCAAGUCGACGAUGAACAAGGACUUAGCAUCUGAAGCUCCCACCCGUGGUACGCACAAGGAGAAUUUACUAGGGACAACCACCAUAGACGAGACAAGGAAAGCCAGUCGCAAGGGCGGAAGACCAGCUUCUAAGUCUCCUCUUCCGCUUGAUACCGGGUGCAGCGCCAACGGAAAAGCACACGAAAAUGUUCACAAUAAGUUUUCCAAAGCAUCAGCAAAAGUUUCUCAAAUUGAUUCCCAGGAAGAAGCUACUCAUUCUUCGAAACCAGUGAAGGAGACCCAUCACGCUCUCCGCUACGAGGAUCCCGAAGGAAACAAAAUGAUCAAUGAGUACGUGCGGGACUGUAAAAUAGGGACCGGUAGCUACGGAAAAGUGGUCCUUCAUCGAAGUAGAAAGGACGAUAAACUUUAUGCCAUUAAGAUAUUCCACAAAUCUCGCCUGCGCAAGUUGAGAGUUGCCCCGGCAGAAACCGCACUGAUGGAUGUCCUCCGAGAGGUAUCCAUCAUGAAGAAACUGGAUCAUCCAAAUAUAGUGAAGCUGGUGGAAGUCAUUGACGAUCCAGAAAGUGAUUACUUUUACAUGGUUUUAGAGUACGUGGAAGGCAGAUGGAUAUUUGAAGGAUCAGGACCACCCGGAGGAAUAGGAGCAGAAACUGCUCGUAAAUAUUUUCGAGAUGUUGUGGCUGGAUUGAUGUAUCUUCAUAAAAAUCAUAUAGUCCAUGGGGACAUAAAACCUGAGAAUCUUCUGAUUAGCAGUGAAGGCCGUAUAAAAAUUGGUGAUUUUGGUGUAAGCCGAACCUUUGAGGAUGAAAAUGAUGAGCUACGGAGAUCACCCGGGACGCCUGUAUAUACUGCGCCUGAAUGUUGUCUAGGUGUGACCUACAGGGGGAGAGCUGCAGAUGUUUGGGCUCUUGGUUGUACCCUGUAUUGCAUGGUUUUAGGUAGAUAUCCAUUUGUAGGAGACACGCUUCAAGGCACCUACGAAAGGAUUGUAAAUGAUCAGUUUUGGUUCCCGGGAGAUAUGGAUCCGGACUUGCUUAGUCUUCUACGUGGCCUUCUUUGCAAAGAUCCAACAAAACGACUUACAUUGGAUGAAGUAGCUUGUCAUCCAUGGGUUCUUCAAGUCAGCCCUGAACCUCAAACGUGACAAGCGACUAAAGAUAUAAUCCUACGAAGGAGCUAUAAGCUGUGCCUAUUGCAUCCUGAGACUGAUUCUCCUGACAUGAGGGUUUACGAAGUUAACAAUGUAGAUAGUCCAACCGUUAAAAGGAGCAUUUUCGAUCUAUUGUUACGCUUGGCCACUAGUCGCUCGACGUUUUUGAGAUUCUGGCCUAGUGGUGCAGUUGAUAAGUGAUGUCCAGUUUUGGAGUUUCUAGAUACCAAUGAAUGCGGGAUACAACAUUCAUUGAAGCCCGUUUUGCUCAUCUCGGAGUGUAGCGCGAAUGUGGUCCAGAAAGGAUCAUUCCUAGCGGGCGUGUAUUAUGCUGAUGCCUUUUGCCAUGAGCCUUGUCAUGAAGCCAUGUACAUGGCAAAUUGAGGUUUUCUGAGGAAGAUAAAUAAUGGUCAAUGUAGGAAACUUAGGCUUGUGUUGUCUUUUCCUAGAUAGUGUCCUUUGGACAUAUGCUGCGCGAAGGUGAUGUAUUUUAUUAGACUGAAGAGGCCGUCCAAGUUUUCCUCUAUAAAAGAUACGGACACGUCAUGACACCGAUUCUCUUAAGAGCAGCAUCUUCAGCUCCAAUCGUGGUGUUCGAUUAGGGAAUCACAUCUCCAAGCAAGCAUAGGAGAAGUGGGGUGUACUUCUGGCAUUGAUCACUAUGGCGGUCGCCGAGGUGCCCUAAGCGAAUAGUAAACCAGGAGCAGCAGAUAUUCCAGUUCCUCUGCAUUUGAUCCCCGCUUCCCGAUAUUCCGGAAGUUUCUUCAGUAAGGCUUAUUCUUUUGAGUCGUUCAGAAAACCUCUGGAUGAAAGCGCAAAGGAAUACGAGGAGAGUGUACUGUAUGAUGAGAGGUCGGGACUGGAACUGGGUACAGAGGAGUGAAGAACUGAAGUGAACCACCUCUGAUGAGUUCUCACUGAAUGAACAAAACUUAAAAACCUUCAGCAAAGUAGUAGCCUGUUCGGACUGCAGCAGUUGUCCAGGCUAGCAUGCUAGACCAAGCCAACCUGUUUUGAGUGGAGAUUGUACAGAUUGCGUUGAAUGAGGUGGCAAAAAAAUUUCAUAAGUUCACAAGUAAGCACCCGGAAUUCCUCAUGUAUUAUCUCCGAAACUUUUGGUUUCUGGUCAGUAGGCGAUUACUUUUGUACAAUUCUACACGUGACUAAAUGAGACGAGUGUCUUGUCAACGAGACUUGCUUUGAAUGCCGGAAAUGGCAGUUCUAAGUCAGAUUUGGG